Pyricularia grisea is the source of this 391-nucleotide messenger RNA. RefSeq lists its product as uncharacterized. The record is from RefSeq and is a predicted model, not a curated record. The transcript is spliced from 2 exons. The annotation marks the transcript as partial. Lineage: Eukaryota; Fungi; Ascomycota; Sordariomycetes; Magnaporthales; Pyriculariaceae.
GUCCGCGAAGAGCUUCGGGUACCUACCGCAUAGGAUGGGGAUUUUUACCCCUACCAACAUAGUAAAUUUUAGGAGAGACGCCGUACUGUAAAUUACUCACAGGUCAGAAAUGAGAGCACAUGAGAAGCAUUCCGAUUUAAGUUUGCUGGUUGCAUGUCUCCUCUCACCUUCGCGGCAUGAAUACACCGCUAAAGAUUCGGGGAUACAUGUAACGAAUAUCCAUGGCCUGUCGCAAGAAAAUCCCCGUGUGACAAGUGACAAGGCACAUGGUUUGUCUGAAGAUUUGAGACGACAAGACAAACACCGCGAGGGAAUUGUCUGCCAGAAGGGACCGGUGGCGUACACUGCCCCGGAGCGGAAACAUUUACCAUACUUGGUUAUUGAUUAUCAC